CCCGGCCGUCCAGCAUGGAGACACCCUUGGAAAAAGCCUUGGCCACCCUGGUCUACACCUUCCACAAAUACUCGGGCAAGGAAGGGGAUAAAUUUACCCUAAGCAAGAGCGAGUUAAAGGAGCUGGUGAUGAAGGAGCUUGCUUUGGAGGAGAAGAUGAAAGGCGGAGGCAUCGAUAAGCUGAUGGAGACACUGGACAAGAACAAAGACGACGAGAUAGACUUCAAGGAGUACACGGGUUUCCUCUCUGCCCUCUGCAUGACCUACAAUGAUUUCUUCCAACAGGAUGCAAAAUAGGGGGUGACAGAAAUGCCAUUGGUGCCCUGUGUGGUCAAGCAGUUGAACCCACACAAGGGCUUUAAAUAAAGAGCUCUCUCUCCAGGAACUCCUAAAGCGAUCUAGUUCUUAAGGCUGCCUGCAUAUAUGUCUGUAUUUGAAUGGGAUACGGGUCUUUGUGGGAAGAGUAGGGUCACCAUUCUACACUCAUCCCCUUCCUGAAUGCUUCUGCUGCAUGGUACAUUAGCCUGAUCUACAUCCAGGGCUUACAGUGCCAAUUCUAUGCACAUUUACUCAGAAGUCAGUCCCACUGGGGCUCACUCCAAAGCAUGCACACAUCAAUUUUUCUAAGAUUAAAGGUGCCAGGCUGCUUGGCAAAGUAUGGACGAAGCCUGUCUUUAGUGCCUAUCCAUGUAUUUCAAAUGCAUGCCCAGGGAUGCUCAAAGAUCAUCUCAUGCACAGUCUAUUAUUUUGCACACGGCAGCUGCAACAGCCGCCACCGAUGUAGUCUCUUUUGGACUGUGGUUAUUGUAUGAGAAGGCAACACUGUUUAUCUAAUAUAUAUUUAACCAGAGCCAACGCCCUCGGCUUGUGAAUCAGUGCGGGACGGGCAGAGAAAGUGAACGCUGUGUGCCGUAAGUGGAGAAAAGCAUUCAGCACCGCAACAUAUAAUUGUGUGCGGUGGGGUUGGAGGCUCCACAAGUGAUGCUUGUUAUAAAAAUAGGGGCCUUCCAAGCACCUAAGAGG
Hemicordylus capensis (graceful crag lizard) is the source of this 1022-nucleotide messenger RNA. RefSeq names its product S100 calcium binding protein A5 (gene S100A5). The record is from RefSeq and is a predicted model, not a curated record. Gene Ontology annotation, molecular function: calcium ion binding. The transcript is spliced from 2 exons. NCBI's taxonomy places the organism in Eukaryota, Metazoa, Chordata, Lepidosauria, Squamata, Cordylidae. Gene Ontology annotation, cellular component: cytoplasm; nucleus. Bases 15 to 296 code for a protein of 93 amino acids.